Columba livia (rock pigeon) is the source of this 1555-nucleotide messenger RNA. Its product is annotated as natural killer cells antigen CD94. The transcript has 5 exons. NCBI's taxonomy places the organism in Eukaryota, Metazoa, Chordata, Aves, Columbiformes, Columbidae. The annotation marks the transcript as partial. The record is from RefSeq and is a predicted model, not a curated record. Gene Ontology annotation, biological process: cellular response to molecule of fungal origin. Gene Ontology annotation, molecular function: (1->3)-beta-D-glucan binding.
UUCACUCCCAAUGACACUGAAUCAUUUGACUCCAUCCAGAACCUUAUCCCUGUUUCUCCUGUGGGAUCAACCAAAGUUUUGAAUUCUCCUGUAACCUUGUCAGAAAUUACUGCAGAAGUGACAUAUGCAGACCUGAGGUUCACGACACUGGGAAAAUCCCAGGACCAGGAGCUCCAGACUGCCAGAGCAAAAGAUUCCCCUGGGCUGUCUUCUUGUUGGCAACUGGCUACAGUGGCUCUUGGGGUCUUCUGCCUAAGUUCAGUGGUAACUGCAGGAGUCCUGACUGCCAGGUGGAAUAAAUGUAUUCCUUGUCCCAAGAACUGGCUACAGUAUGGGGAGAACUGCUACCACUUUUCAAAUGAAUGGAAAACUUGGCAAGAAAGCAAGGAUAGAUGCUCGGCUCUGGAGUCCAGACUUCUUAAGACAGACUUCACAAUGGAAUCAGAACAGUCUUACAGUUCUUACUCCUUCUGGAUUGGGCUGUCUCGCAAUGGAUCGGAGGGGCCCUGGCUUUGGGAGAAUGGAUCAGGUUUCUCCCGUGAUCUGUUUCAGUUCCAACGAGCCAGCUCAAGUCCUUUCCUAGAUUGUGUGUGGUUUCAAGGUGCAAACAUAGACACUGCCCGGUGCAGCGAGUAUAAAUUUUACAUUUGUGAGAAACUGGUGGAUCCUGCCAUGGUUGAGCAAGUCAGCUACUUGGAGAGACACUAGUAUGCAGGGCUCUGCAGGGAGCCCUGUCCUGGGAUAUGCCACUGUGGGAGCGAGUUCUGCCCCAGGGCUUGUCCAGGGUUUGUGACAGAGAAAACUAGUCUGAGCUCAGGUUAAUCUAACAUCAGGGAUAAUCUAAACUGAACUUGCCCCCUGGUGAUGCACAACAGCCAGACUCCUCUUGGGCUUUUUCUUCAACAACUUCAUUCCCUCAUUCUUCUUUUUUCUUCUUUUCUUCUUUCUUCAUUCUUGUGUAAUGACUUCGAUCCACUCCUCAUAAAUUCCUUUCUAAAUGAAACAAAAUUAAGUAUAUGAUUACAGAACUUUACUUUAAAUAUUCAUACCUAUCUCCCAGAAACAGGAAUCAACAAAUGUUUGUUAGAGCAACAGAUCGUGUUUUCAAAAUCCAUCCAUUGGGUAUUCACAGAUGUGAGCUCCCAGUUUACAACACAUUUCCAAAUAUUUAAUUUCACUCCCCACCAACUGAUAACUAGAAAGUGCAACAGAAUCAGAGCCUGCAUUAAAAGACAAAUAAAUGUAUAUAUAAUUCUCCUAGUUAGAGAGAAAAGCUUUCAAAUGGGAUUAUAUGCCUUAUGGGUCAAAGAACAGAAGGUAAAUGCAGAACACAUCUUUAAUGAGGAAAGUCAGCAACAUUUAAUGCCCAGGAAUGCCAGUCCAGCUGCUAGUGGAUUGUUCUGCUGCAUCGGGUGUUAGGGGGAAGGUGCAUUCCUCUAAGGCAUCUGUCUUGAUAAUUAUCCAUGCCACAUCUGAUCCAGUUCUUCAAUUUCUAAAAUCCAUUUUCCAUUCUGUUGCAGAAUUUCACAAAUGAAAUAAAUAUUGCUGCUACUGA